Molecule: messenger RNA, 5718 nt
Organism: Schistosoma haematobium
Lineage: Eukaryota; Metazoa; Platyhelminthes; Trematoda; Strigeidida; Schistosomatidae
Product: ERI1 exoribonuclease 2, variant 2
Exons: 9
Coding region: 3386-3865 (159 amino acids)
Biological process (GO): exonucleolytic trimming to generate mature 3'-end of 5.8S rRNA from tricistronic rRNA transcript (SSU-rRNA, 5.8S rRNA, LSU-rRNA)
Molecular function (GO): nucleic acid binding; 3'-5'-RNA exonuclease activity
Source: RefSeq, a predicted model, not a curated record
CUAGAAACGCGCACUAACUAAAACGCUGAAGGUUGUCUGAAGUAGUGUGCGCAUUCUCGUGAGUCACGUAUUUCUCUGUCGCUUAUUAGUUAAUUGGUUUUAAAACCAACACUGGAAGCUAUGGUACUUAAAACAUCUACUCAGCUACUUUCAACUGGUACUGUUGUUGAAAACAUCUUUUAUUCAUCAGACGUCAUUGAACAGAGGUUACGUGUUUUGGCUGAACACAACUCAAGAUUUAAAGUCCGUGUUCCAAUAUCCUGGCGUACAAUUUCAUUUUGUUGGUCCUCAAAUCCACUCUGGCAUCAGGUUCUUUUGGUUUAAUAACGAGCGAUAAUAUCUCGUAAAUUACAAUCUUUUCGAGUUUAUUUUACUGUCAGCACAACUUUGAAGUUUGUGUUAGUAUUUCACUCUAGUUGUGAGGUUUGGUGGUAGAAAGCAACCAGUUUAUAGUUGCUAUGCGCGUGUGACCGUAGCAGUCAUGGGACAUGUCCCAGAUUUUGAAUCCAAAUAAGAUUGUGUAUGAGCUGCGCUGGAAGUGGAUUCAGUGACGUUUAGCCUAACAGGAUCAUCACCUAAAAAUUUGCUGUUAUGGGAUCUUCCUAUUUUACGAAGAGAGAUCGUAAUCCUCUCCUGUUUUUAUUUCCUUAUAUGGUCGGCGAGCGACGGGUUUUUACGAAAAUAAACUCGACCUCAUAAUUUUGUUGCCGUCCUAUAGUAUUAUCCUCUUUACUUCUUGAAUAUCAUCUUGGGUGCCAAUGUUGUUUUUUCCUCUCAAUUUACGCCCCUGAUCAGCGUUAUUUGAGGACUUUGUUGUCUAUGAGAAGCACCUUCCUGGUGUCAUACUUAUUUAUAAGUUGUAAUACAACUUAAAUACGAUUGGUUAGACACGUAAUUAAAUCCACUCUAUGUUCUUUACAUAAUAGGUCCAUCACUUUUUCCACUCAUACGCCCAUUUCUUACUUUGGUGUUACUUAUUUUCCAUUGUUUUUUGUGAUAUCACGACUCGCCCCAACUCAAACUGGUGCACUUUUGUACAGGAUUUAGUGUUGCGAUGGUUGUCUGUUACCAUCUUCGCAACUAAUCUCAUGCCUAAAAUGUGGAGAAAGCUAAAGGUAACCCCAAUAACUAGAAAAGUACCAGGCUAUACGAAUGUGAAAUUUAGACCCAUAACGAUAAUUUCACCUUUCCUCAAGUCAGUAUAAACAUUAUUGCUACUCUCACUUCAACUUGCACUAGUAAAACCCAUCGGUCUGUGUCAGUUUUCUUACAAAUGCAAAAGAAGCACCUUAGAUACUGUUGUUGUUCUGAGUCAUAAUAUAAUGUUGAGUUUAGAAAGGGGUAACAAGUACGUUCGAUGCUCUUUUCUGGACUAUACCCCUGCCUUUGACUGUAUUCCAAGACAACUACUUAACAAGUUAACCAACGUCAACACUGACAGUUUGACAGUCAAUUGGAUAUAUUCCUACUCCUCUGGAAGGAACAGUACACUGUUUGGAUGGAAGUUUGGACGUUCCUACUCUCUCAUGGGGAUGUGUCACAAAUAGCUAUUCUUUCCCUUCUGUUUUUCUUGUUUAUUCUACAUGAUCUGCCAUCUUCCACAGAAAACGUUUUUGUUAAACAUGUGGGCGGUCGUGCUGUAUGUAUGGCGAUUUAUCCCUCUUUACAUCCGCCUAAAAUGAAUGAGUUCUUGUCUCAUAUUGAGUGGUGGUCUGUUGAUAAUGGUCUCACAUUUGAUCUGUUUAAAUAUCAAACUGUUAGCCUUUGCCUGAGGCACGAAUGGCACCUAAACACCCCGUUGGAAUUCCAUUAAGUUUGUACUAUUGGAGGCUCUUUGAUAAACACUGACAUGUCAUUUAUUCUGGUGUAAAUUUUUCCUCCGAUCUCUCUUGUUGUUCUCAUGUUUUGUCAUGGAAGAAAGUUUACCGUCUAGCUUACUACAUAAAGAGGCUACAUGAUUUCGGGAUUAUUCGACAUUUGUCCUUACAAUUUUUCAAUUCUUGCAUAUUACUUAUUAUUCUUUACUGUUCUGCAUUAUUCUUUCUGGGCUUUUGAAAAAAACUACUGUAUUGCUGGGAGUACUGAAGACAGUUAGCAGGGUGUGUGGUGAGUCUUUUGAGAUUAUUAUUAUUAUGGUUGUGGAUAGACAUUCAAAAUCUUGCAAACUCCUGGCAGUUUUCAUCUUAUCAGAUGCUAACUAUCCACUUCAUUCGUAUCUUUUUUCUUGUGUUUAUUCUGGUAAAACGGGAUGUCAGUACAUCAGAAUGCAUGCACACAAGCAAAGAUGUGCUGGCUCUAAAAUACCUUAUCUAGCAAACAUGUGUGACGAACAGGCUGUUAGAGCUGAUCUAGUCAACAACUUGGAUUCUCAAAUAUGUUUCUAAUUAAAAAGUUGUACAGAUUCAAAUCACCUUAAAAACAUUUCGUUAAAUUCUGGGUAGUCUACCUACUUAACUUAUGUAUACAUGUAUGUGGUUAUCAGUCUCUUUCACUUUGCUUUCUUUUUUGUAAAAUAAACUUGUUGAAAUACCUUGUGUUGAGAAUUCUACAUUAUACCAAAAAUGUAGUAUUGAAUAAAGCCAUUGAUAAUGGUAAUAAUAAUCAGUUAACUGACAAUAAAUGGAGCUGAUAGUGAUUAACAGAGAGGAAAUGUUCAAGGACAAUAAGUUAUGUUUUUUCAGGAUACUGGAGCCUAUGUGCACCAUUGGUUUUGUGUCAGGGUUUCCCGACUCCGGUAAGUUGACUCUCCAUGUCCGCCAACACGGUUAAAGCGCCGGACAUUCGCUUUUCGUCCUCUCAAUUUCGUAAACAACACCCCCACCACGAGAAGGCAGUGAGUAGGACUUCCCUGGCAGAGGCUAUAUACGCGUGACCAUGUGAGAGCAUUUCGAGAGGGAUGGUGGACUCUCCUUACUCUCGACCGUACCAGGAAAUUUGGGGGCGGGUCGCACAAUAAAACCAAAGAACUAUAAUCGAAGGCCUAAAACAACUCUUGAUUUUUGGUUCGGGACGGCAAGUAAAUCGAUUGUUUAUUUUACUUUGAACCAAGACUAUGUUUUUAUUCUAUAUUCUUUUUUACUUUCAUUUUGGUCUGUAGUUUUUACUUUUCUUUCAUCUCAUCUAUACUUAAGUGAAAUAUGUCAGCUUGAAUCAAUGUGCUGCAAAUUCAGGCUCUGAAGUGUCUUUUUACGUACUUACGGACAAAUUAUGGUCUAUUCUUUAUUGACAGCCAUAUAAGGUAGUUGCUUAUAUGGAUCAUUGGUCGGGAAACUACAGUAAAUAGCUAUAUUUUAUCUCAAGUAACAAAUCGUUCAAUAAAGCUUCCGAGAUUUCUGUGUUAAAUUUCGGAGAAGUAGCAUUUAUAACUGAAUAACACUUCCGGAUAAUGCAAAAGACUGUCAGUGAAGCCAAAAGGAUUGGUGCAUUCUAUCACUUUGAUUCGUUUGCACAAAAUAAUCUUACGAAUAAUUUACGUUGGUUUUUUAUCCUAGACUUCGAAUCUACAUGCUUCGAAGAUGAAAGUAGAAAGCCAGCUGAAAUCAUUGAAUUUCCUGUCGUUGUAUUAGAUUCAGUUACGGGAACAUUAGUAGAUUCAUUUCAAAGUUUCGUGAAACCAACAGAAAAUCCGGAGCUAAGUGUAUUCUGUUCUGAUUUAACCAGCAUUCAACAAUGCGAUUUAGAAGAUGCUCCUACUUUGGCAGUUGUUUUGAAAAGGUUUGAGCAUUGGCUUCGAAAAACCAAAGAAACUUUAGGAUGUUCCUUUAAAGGUCAACCAGCUACAACAGCUAUAUUCGUAACGUGGACUGAAUUCGCGGCGGAAAGUAUUUCAACAAGUUUCUGUUUCUUAUUUCUUGAUCAAUCCUGACGAUAAGUAUUGAGUGACCGCCAGUUAGAUGUAAGCAGUUUCAAGAAUCAACAUCUGAAUAAUGUUCAUUCUUUCCAAUUCAUAUUGCUACCAGCCACGAUGUCUCUGAUUGUACUUUUUUGUAAGUUGUACAGCGAAAGGUCAUAAACGCUCCUGAAUAGGUUAUGUGAUUAACAAACAUCAUAAUGUGUUGAAACAAACAAACGUCAGGUAACUUAAUGAAAUAUCUAGAUGGCAGGAACAGGUAGCUCAGAUAUUCAAGCAGACCACGAGAUCAUAUCGUUCGUUGUUCUUACACUAUUCAAAUUUAUAAAUGGGUAAUAUUGUAUUCCUCCAUGUAAUAUUCAUUUUAUACUGUAAGUUAAAUGAAACGUUUAACAUUUUAUUAUUUUUUCUUCAUGAACUCAAGACUGGGACAUAAGUACAUGCUUAUGGGAUGAAUGUAGACGGAAAAAACUACCUCUGCCUGGUGAUAUGCUGAAUCGUAUCGAUUUAAAGGCAAUAUUUCAGUAUAACAUGACAAUCACCCAGUUCCGUCGAUAGUAAGCAUGUUAAUCCAGAAAUCACAGCUUUUAAACCUUGUGGACUCAUCUCAAAGCAAAUCAGUAGUGAGCAUUUGGUUAUAUUUCUUGGCUGCAAGGCUUUUUGCGGGUACUCCAUGUUGAAAAAACUCAUACUAAGACGGAACAGCUGUUCAGUACUACCUAGUUGUCUAUGUCACCACAGUUGAUAUCAUUCCCCCAAUAAGAAGUACUUAAAUAUGCAAUCUAACUUGAUUAAAAUUCCCAAUUCAUUACACUGAUCCAACCGGUGUGUAUGGAAAAGUAAAUAAAGAUACUGGAGAUAAUUUCGUUCAUUCAUGUAAACAAUUUUUACGAAGUCUGCAUACUACUUAUGAAGCCAUAUUCUUUCCAUUACAAUUAUUCGUCGUAUAGACCUAAACCAAUUUUAAGAAUCACAACCUGAAAGAUGAAAGGCAUUCGUAACGACAGUGGCUUGGUUCGCAUAAAGUUGGACGGAAAUGGCGAGGUGGUUUAAAGGAUGCACUUAAUUUAGUUGGAUUACACUUUGAAGGUCGGCCACACAGAGGAAUUGAUGAUGCCAAGAAUACAGCUCGACUACUUUUUCACCUACUUUCAAAAAAUGUUCUCAAUUUGGCGACUUCAUGAAAGAGUUCUUUUGUAGAUAACUUUACAAACACAAAUAUAUUUUUGAUACUCUGCCAAUAAUUCCUGCCAAUUACGGAGUAGUAAUUUGAUAAAGUGAAAUUUAUGAACUAAUAUUAUACGCAGAUAAACAAUCUUCUGAGAAUUUGCUGUCCGGUUUAAAAAACAUUUUCUGGAUUCAACUUGGACUUUUGGGUAAAAUAAAAUACUUACUAAUAUUUUUAUUUCAAACAAUCUUAUGAACUUAGUACUGUAUUCUGUAUUUCAUAUAAAAAUAACUGAUUUUUCCCUUCCAUUUAAAAAUUAAAAUCACAAAUAUAUGGUGAGUUUUACGAUAUUGAAUUUGUAGCGGUAUCGGUUCUCAGCCACACAAUCCUUGAGGUCGGGCAUUCGGCAAGUGAGAAUAUCUACACUAAACACUAAAGAAGUUCAAAUAUAGUGAGCACUAGAGGACAGAUCCAGGACAGGAUGGCUCGGCCAUACAGGCAAGAUUACUGUGUAACUUAGACCUUCAUAUCCUAUCCCCACUUCAAGCAUGUCCUUCAAAAAUGCUAAACAUGUUGCCGAUUGUCACGAUAAAGCAAGGUUGUAUGGACAAGAGUCUGACUUCGACGUGAGGUCUGGUAUGCUAGACAGUUACGUCAUGUCACGUCCACAAUCCCGGAACGGGAUUAUUAUUGUAGUAGC